Messenger RNA from Bemisia tabaci, 625 nucleotides. It is a transcript of the gene Vsp37A, whose product is annotated as Vacuolar protein sorting 37A. The record is from RefSeq and is a predicted model, not a curated record. NCBI's taxonomy places the organism in Eukaryota, Metazoa, Arthropoda, Insecta, Hemiptera, Aleyrodidae. Gene Ontology annotation, cellular component: ESCRT I complex. Gene Ontology annotation, biological process: protein targeting to vacuole; protein targeting to membrane; ubiquitin-dependent protein catabolic process via the multivesicular body sorting pathway.
GUUUUGCUUUGUGUCCUUCAAUAUCUUUCACUGAUAACUAGCUCAUCUUGGAGUAUUAUCAUCAUUCCCGCCUCCAUCACAAUUAAUUUAUUAAAACUGUUCUUCAGCACUUGGGAGAAGGAUUUGAUGGCCAAUCGAUCAUAUCUGGGUUUUAGAAUUUUCCGAGCAUCGCAUCACAUUGACAUAGAGCAUAACUUGUCAAAGCAACCUCAGAUGCUUCAACUCCGUCAAGAAACUGCAAGUAAAUUGAAAGCUGUUACUGAGUUACGAUCUUUGCACGAGAAACUCUUUCUUGAAUAUCAAACUCUCGCCAGCAAAUAUUCUCCUCAGAAUAUCAAAGAAAAUUUGAAAUUAGAGGCUCUGAAAAGUGAUGAAGAGAGUGAAAAAAUAGCAGACAACUUUUUGAAUGGUAAACUGGAUGUUGAAUCCUUUUUAUCUGAAUAUCUUGAGCAAAGAGCAAUCUCACACAAAAGGAAAGCUAAGGAAGAGCGCUUGGGUUUUCAGUUAAGAGAGCUUGAAAAGGCGGGUUUUUAAUUUUUGAGGAAAUUGUUUUUCCUGGACUUAGCACUCUGCCUGUUGUAUUCAACCCUACCUCUCUCAAGAAUUUCAUAUUGUUUGUAUACCC